AUGUCAUCCGGCUCUCCCCCAACAGCAACAACUAACGACGCAGCUACUCCACCUUUCCCCAUCCCAACUCUCAUUCUCACCAAGCUCUCAGUUCCGUCAGAAUCCUAUCAUUCAGAGCCAUCAAACGCUAUCAUCAUCAAUCUCUCCCUCCAACCCAGCGUUCUUGUCACCUGUUUCACCCUUUCCGGUCACGAGCUCGGCUACUUCGGCUGGGAUUCCGGUGCCGUUGAUAUCAUUUUUGAAAGCGAUAGCGAUGUAGUUAUUAACUACUCUGCCACGCCCACAAUCUGGUCUUCGGGACAAAGAAUCCCAGAGACAAAGCAAUAUCUGGCUGAAAGGAGCUGGUUUCAUACCUUUGCGAAUGUUGUUUCAAGAAGCUGUAGCGAUGGAAGCGGGACGAUGAAACUCAGUGUCAAAAGCCUGGCUGAACAUGGACACGGAGAAGGAGGGGUAAUGGAAGGUGGGACAGAGGGGGGCUUAGUCUCUCAACAUGUUCUCGAAGGCGUUUCUGGCAGUCCCCCUGCUAGGAUCCCCAAGAUGACACCCAGAAGCGGGAAACGGGUCAUUAGAGGUAGAGUUAGCAAAAUCGGGAAGGUCAAGCGCAGCAGCAUGGAUAGUGCCGAAGCCCUGAAGAAGCUUCUGAACCCGUUGGAGAAACUUAAGAUUUAG
Molecule: messenger RNA, 669 nt
Organism: Orbilia oligospora ATCC 24927
Lineage: Eukaryota; Fungi; Ascomycota; Orbiliomycetes; Orbiliales; Orbiliaceae
Exons: 1
Coding region: 1-669 (222 amino acids)
Source: RefSeq, a predicted model, not a curated record